This is a messenger RNA of Pygocentrus nattereri (red-bellied piranha), 2620 nucleotides long. RefSeq names its product RAB34, member RAS oncogene family b (gene rab34b). The coding region runs from base 271 to 1047 and encodes 258 amino acids. Gene Ontology annotation, molecular function: GTPase activity; GTP binding. Lineage: Eukaryota; Metazoa; Chordata; Actinopteri; Characiformes; Serrasalmidae. Gene Ontology annotation, biological process: phagosome-lysosome fusion; endocytosis. The record is from RefSeq and is a predicted model, not a curated record. The transcript has 11 exons.
GCAGGAGGCAGGGAUAGGGGUUAUUAAAACGCAAAACUCGAACUGCAGACGGUUAAAUGUGUUCCUUUGCCUUUCAAGAAAAACCGUCCGAUCGAUUUACAUCAAAAUAGACGUAAACUCAUCACCAGAGGAAGAACGAUCUUUACAUUGUUUUGGCACUGCGAACGGAGACAGAGUGAAACCCUAUGAUGAGCGGUUCCUGACUCUUGGGGAAUGUAGAAGGCUAAAUUACUGUGGAUUGAUAUAUUCAGAACUAUCUGGAGGCCAAUUAUGAGUUCUCUACCACCUAUUCGAGAAGACAGGAUCAUCUGUGAGCUCCCUCUGUACUUCACAAAGGAUGCUGCACUGCACACCAAAGACAGCUUUCACGUUACUGUUCAAGAAGCAUGUCAGAGUCAGAAAUCAGACCCAGUGGGAUUUAAUGUAGCCAAGGUCAUAGUUGUAGGUGAUGUUGGAGUGGGAAAAACAUGUUUAAUUAAUAGGUUUUGUAAGGACUCUUUUGACAAAGGCUACAAAGCCACUAUUGGAGUGGAUUUUGAAAUGGAGAGAUUUGAAGUCCUGGGAGUGCCCUUUAAUCUGCAGUUGUGGGACACUGCAGGUCAGGAGAGGUUUAAAUGCAUUGCUUCCACAUACUACAGAGGGGCUCAAGCCAUCAUAGUUGUGUUUGAUCUAAGCAACUACUAUUCUUUGGACAAUGCGAGACAGUGGCUUGAAGAUGCCAUGAUAGAUAAUGAUCCUUCCAGUGUACUGCUCUUCCUUGUGGGAACCAAGAAGGAUCAGAGUCAUCCUGACCUGUUGGCCCAGAUGGAGCACGAAGCCAUCAAGCUGUCAGAGGAGUUAAAAGCUGAGUACUGGGCUCUGUCUGCUCUGUCAGGAGAGAGCGUGAGACAGUUCUUUCUCCGGGUUGCAUCACUUACCUUUGAGGCCUCUGUGUUAGCUGAACUGGAAAGGAAGAAUACAAGACAAGCAGGAGACGUUGUCAGAAUCACGGAUUAUCACAAUGAUUUCAAAGCAUUAAGGAAGAAGCAAGCCAACUGCUGCAAUUGAGUUUUAGAGAAUCACUGUGGUGUGAAUGGAUGUCAGUGAUUAAGAACAGAGACAUAGAUCAGCUCAGAUACGCACCAAAGCAUGGACUACUGCUGUAAAGUGCUAUCACCAGCUUCACUGGACUGAAGAACAGCUGAUGUCAAAGCUGUAUGAGAGUUUGAUCUGGACAAUGAAAGGCUCUGACAAGAAAAUCACCUGACCCAUUUGACAGCUAUUGUGCUCAGGUGCACAAGGAUAAAAGAAUAUUAUUGUUUUGCUGAAAGACAUCUUAUAGUGUAUAUGAGCUUGCUAAUGCAUAUAUAAAAGCACACAUUGGAUAUAAAAAGCAUAACACAUCUAUCUUUGUGCAAAAGAGUUACCAUUUAUUACCAAGGACUUCAUUUAAUGUCAAGAAAUGUAGCUACAUUAGAGUAAUAAGUCCUAAAUGAAUAGACCAAUAUUUCAUCCUCAGAAUGUAGUUUUUAAAAAAGUAAAAAUCAUUUUUAAAAUUUUAAAAUUCAUUUCCAGUUAAUGAUUUAUUACUUUUUUCAAGAGACAUUUCUGAGGAGAUUCAAUAUAAGAUAAUUCACUUGCAUAAGGAAAAUAAGUGAAAAAAACCGGAGUUAACAAAACCAGAAUUUAAGAAAUGAUUAAAUGAGGCACAGAAAUUGGGACUCGACAACCGUGCCAGAUCUUGCAACAACCUGGUAGACCACCAAAACUGUCACCAUCAGUUACUUUAAGAUAAUCUUUGAGAAACAGGUGCUCCACUCUUGCUUCAUAUCUGCAAAAAUCCACAGGUGUUUCUGUCACUCCCUCCACUGUGAGAACUGAGAAAAGGAAAUAGACAAAAAAAGAAGAAAAUUUGCUUUAGAACGUUUAAACUGGAUAGUGAGAAGUGGAAUGUGGUUUUAUGGCCUGAUUAGUCUACAUUUGUAAUGGAUUAACUGGAUCAUGAGAAGCAGAAAAUUUAACCAACUUGUAAGACUGAACUUUGGAGGAGUGAAAAUAUCCCUGCAGAUUUCUAUGAAAAACUGAAAGCAAAAUCAUCUGAAAAGAAUGGAAGUUAUAAUAAGUAAUAAAGAGUCGAGGGUGGACACACUAAAUACUGGAAAAAAAUGGCUUUUUUUCUUGAUGCUGAAAAAUUAAUAGACUGUAAAAAAAAGUAUAGUCCCUGACUUUUUCCACAGUACUCUAUAUACAGGCUUCUUUGAACUAAUCCUUUAGUAAGUUACAUAUUGUGCAGUCCUACAGAAAACUGCAGAAUAAAAGCACAUCUCCCUUAGUAAACAUUUUGUAACUGGGUUGUUUAACUAGGUGGUGAAUUGAACUUUAUUUUAGUGAGUGUUAGGAACUGUCCCGGCACUUUUAUAUACUGUUAAAUAUGUUUACAAGUUCUGUGUUUCAAUGUACGCUCAUAUGUUUCCCACUUGUCAUUCAGUUCUAGUGUAGAUCUAUGACAGCUGUUUACAUCGGUGGAUGCUGUUCUGUUGUUCUGAUGCUUUUUCUGAAACUGUGCUCACAAAUAUGUUCAUAUAUAAGAAAUUGUUUUAUUAAUGUAACUGAUCUCAAUUAAAAUCUGCUGUUGACUAAA